This is a messenger RNA of Solanum lycopersicum (tomato), 1111 nucleotides long. Its product is annotated as cytosolic sulfotransferase 12-like. Gene Ontology annotation, biological process: sulfation. Lineage: Eukaryota; Viridiplantae; Streptophyta; Magnoliopsida; Solanales; Solanaceae. The record is from RefSeq and is a predicted model, not a curated record. Gene Ontology annotation, molecular function: sulfotransferase activity. Gene Ontology annotation, cellular component: cytoplasm.
AUGACAACUUCUUCUCCCAAAUAUUUACAGGAGGAUAAUCUAAGUGAAGAAUGUAAGAAAUUUCUCUCCAUCUUGCCAAAAGAUAAAGGAUGGGUUGGAUCGUAUAUCUACAAUUAUCAAGGUUUUUGGACACCACCAAGAUUUCUUCAAGGUGUGAUUGCAUUUCAACAACAAUUUCAAGCCGAAGAUAGUGAUAUCAUUCUUGUUACAACUCCAAAAUCAGGAACUACUUGGUUAAAAUCACUUUUAUUUGCUCUGGUGAAUCGAGUGAAACAUCCUAUUUUUGAACCUAAUCACCCUUUACUUGUCAUUAACCCUCAUGUUCUUGUUCCAUUCUUGGAGCAUGAACUCUAUAUUGAUGGUCGAGUCCCUGAUUUUUCAACCUUCACUUCACCUAAACUCUUGGCAACUCAUGUGCCCUUUGCUUCAUUGCCAAAAUCAGUCCAGCAUUCAAAAACCAAACUUGUCUACUUAUGUAGAAAUCCUAGGGACACUUUUAUUUCUAUGUGGCAUUUCACAAACAAUUUACUACUUCAUCACAACGAUACCAAUUCUAUUGAAGAAAUGUUUGAUCUUUUCUGUGAGGGGGUGAGCCUUUAUGGUCCAUUUUGGAAUCACGUGUUAGAUUAUUGGGAAAAAAGCAUAGAAAAUCCUACCAAAAUACUUUUUUUAAUGUAUGAAGAAAUUAAAAAGAAACCAAAAGUUCAGCUUAAACGCUUGGCUGAAUUCUUGGAAUGUCUUAUUUCCCCGGAGGAAGAAAAUUCUGGAGUGGUGGAUGAGAUAUUAAAAAUGUGUAGUUUUGAGAAUUUGAGAAAUUUGGAAGUGAAUACAAAUGGAAAGUUUUCAACUGGAGAGGAAUAUAAUUUGUUCUUUCGUAAAGGAGAAAUUGGAGAUUGGAAGAAUUAUUUUACUACAAAGAUGAGUGAUAAACUCAAUCAUACCAUAGAAGAAAAGUUUCAAGGAUCUGGAUUAAAGUUUUCAUAUGUUUGAUUAGGUAUUAAUAUGCUAUAAUGUCACUGGAAUGCAAUUAUUUAUUUUGAAAAUCAAUGUUGCAGUAUUUGUGUUUAAGAGUAAUAUAACAGAACAAACAACAAAAGUUCUAGUGUCGUAA